Messenger RNA from Nomia melanderi (Alkali bee), 1052 nucleotides. RefSeq names its product DAZ-associated protein 2. The record is from RefSeq and is a predicted model, not a curated record. Lineage: Eukaryota; Metazoa; Arthropoda; Insecta; Hymenoptera; Halictidae.
AUCAGAGGAGCCACGGGCAGGCUCAAUAAAGGGCGCUAGUGUCCGUCAAGUGUCACAGCCGUUGCUCGUCUCCUCAGUAUUGAAACUUGAAUCGGUGAUUUAAUUAGGAAUAACGUAUUUUUUUGCUAGAAUUUGUGAAACUUUAAGCAAUAAUGACCGACAAGAAAGCAUACCCGGUGACACCUCAUCCACCAACAGGUUUUGUCCCUGCGCCGGCACAGCCUGCUACCUACGGUGGUACACUUGCAGGUGCCGCGCCUUAUGGAGUCUUUCCUAAUCAGCCACAGCUCUAUGCAGCACAGGGUCCACCGCCACCGACAUAUGAUCAGACCCUUACACAUCCUCCCAUGAUGUAUCAGCCAAUGUACGGCCAAGGGUACCCUGGAUACUUAGGCUCAUGUUAUCCUGCAUACGGGCCAUUGCAAUAUUAUUCACCAUUAGCUGCAGCUGCAGCAUAUUAUCCAGCAGCAGCAAUGCAGCCUCCAGUUAGGCCCCCUACGCUUGUGAUGCCUAAUGGGUUCGAUGCUACUAAUCGAUUCGAUAGUAUCUCACAACCCGUCUUGCCACCACCUCCAACAGUUCCAAACGCCGCCCAACUAGCUGCAAUGGCGAGCCAUAGCGUGGCUAUAUCGCAAAAGAAAAAUUUCCUAGGAGGAGGAACAGAGGGCGGUUACACCUUUUGGUAAACCAUUAUACCUUUUGUGAAAACACUAAAGUCUAACAAAGGCAUAUUGUUGUCGAAAUGAUCCAUGUAGGCAAAUCUGAUUUUUGUGUUAGAGUUCUACUAUUUUUUACAUUGGGAGCAGCUAAUAAUUGAAUUAGUAUUAAUUUUUGAGCGCGGACCGAUUGCGAAGCGAACAACCUGCAAAGAGCUUAGCAAACGGAUGAUUCUGUUCUUUUGUUGAAAUCAUGAUCUACUGACGUGAGAACAGAUGAGAAAUACACGUAAUGAAACAAGGUUAAAAAUGUGAUUUUUGUUUCUUUUUAAGAUCUUAGUGAUCGGUCGGCGUCUCGAACAUACUAUGAAAUUUAAUAAGAGAAUCAUUAAGAAG